Candidozyma haemuli is the source of this 1479-nucleotide messenger RNA. RefSeq names its product Fgr3p (gene FGR3). Bases 1 to 1479 code for a protein of 492 amino acids. NCBI's taxonomy places the organism in Eukaryota, Fungi, Ascomycota, Pichiomycetes, Serinales, Metschnikowiaceae. Gene Ontology annotation, molecular function: SUMO ligase activity. Gene Ontology annotation, biological process: protein sumoylation. The record is from RefSeq and is a predicted model, not a curated record. The transcript has a single exon.
AUGACCCGUAUCCAAGUCAUGGGACCGAAAUCUGGGAACCUGGGGCCUGUGAGCUUUCGAACAUGCACUGAUCUGGAAAAUGGCGUUGUGACUAAUAAGGUUCUUGUGAGUAUCAAGUUGGGGUCAAGACUACGGCAGGCGGCGCCACCGGCGGCGCCUGCUCUGCUGGGGCUGGACCUGACAAGGCCUAACGUUAGCCCCCAGAGAAUCACACGAAGCCUGGCAAAGGCAUCGCCAGAGAAAAGGGGCGCUGAAGAACUACCGAGGACCGUGGAACCCGAGAAAGAGCCGCCUCAGAUGGCUCCUCUUUGGCCUGUUCCUGAAAGAAGCGUUCCGCCUUUGCUACAUCCCCAGAACACUCCACCAGCACAGCCAGAACUGCUGGCGCCGCCUCCAGAGCCAGCAACACAGAAAGAUACGGAUUCCGAGUCUGAACUUGAGGUUCUUGAGGUUCGGGUGCUUCCACAGCGGUCCAGACCGCAGCAGCUCGAACUAGACGAAGAAGACUCCGAUUUGUCAUCUCUAGACGAUGAGCUUAACCAUGCUCUUUCGUCCACGAACACUGUACCUACACAGCUUGUCACGUCUCCUAGGAAGGAGCCAGAACCACAGAGGAAACCGUUUCAGCCUCCACUACCCAUGCAUAAACUUCUACCUACGUUGUAUAAGCCCAUCAAGCUUAAAACGUCUCCAGCGCCGCCUGGCUAUAGGAACAUCCCGCCAAACUUGGUGUGUGCUAUACAAAGAGAGCUAAAUACGUUUUUUGAUACCGGUGGCGACGACCAAGACGACCUUGAGGUCGUGGGAAAGAUUGUUUUUUCACUUAAAGAUCCAUACUCGGCUACUAAGAUUGCUCUCCCGGUGAAGGCUACAACGUGCCGCCACUUCGAGUGUUUUGACUUUGAUAAUUUCUGUACCUUCUCGAAAAUGCCCGCUGGCAUUCGCCACAGUUUACGGAAAUCGCUUGUACUGAAGAGCCAUGAUGCUAGACGACUCGAGCAGCUUUUCCUCAAACAACAGAAACUCAUUUCUGAAGGAGCGCUUCUGUUCAAGGCUCCUGGACUCGUUUACCCGCUGUUUUCUGAGCACGGCCAGAUGUUUUUCCUGGAGGUUUACUGUCGAACACCGCCAUUGUACAAAUGUCCGUUGUGCGAUGAAAAGUUUGGCUUGAAACAGCUUUACAUCAGCGAUAUCUUCAACUUUUUUGUCAAAACGACGCCAAGGACCAUCAGCAAAAUAGAGUUGGUCGAAACUGACCGGUACAAGCUUAUAGAUGAAGAUACUCCUGUCAAGGAGGAAAGAACAGAAACGCCGGACGUGGUUGUUCUUUCUGAGGACGAGUCUGAUGAUGGAGAGGUGAAGAAAGAGAGUGCUGUGAAUAAGUCGUUCAGUGCUGAAGACUUUAAUGACGGCUUGGACGAUAUGUUGACGAAGAUUAGUCAGGACGACGGAACAUGGAACAAUCCAGUGACCCUCUAG